Messenger RNA from Lynx canadensis (Canada lynx), 2722 nucleotides. It is a transcript of the gene TNFAIP8L1, whose product is annotated as TNF alpha induced protein 8 like 1. NCBI's taxonomy places the organism in Eukaryota, Metazoa, Chordata, Mammalia, Carnivora, Felidae. Gene Ontology annotation, biological process: regulation of apoptotic process; negative regulation of TOR signaling. Gene Ontology annotation, cellular component: cytoplasm. The record is from RefSeq and is a predicted model, not a curated record. Bases 36 to 821 code for a protein of 261 amino acids. The transcript is spliced from 2 exons.
CCCGGGGUCUCUGCCCGGGGUUUUCCUUCAAGGCUAUGCCGGGUCCGCGGGCACCAAUUUUAAAACAUAACAAGUUGCCUAGAUGGGCUGGGCCAGGGGACUGCCAGGCAAGGGCUGGGCAGCUGGGAGGAGCCUGGAGGCGCCGGCCCAGGGACGCUGUACCUAUGGAAACCGGAACAAAGCCCCAGCCACACAAACACCUGGGCUGUGCUUUUCCCACUCGUCAGGCCUGGUGGUCUGGGAUGCUGGUGUUGGGGCGGAUGGACACGUUCAGCACCAAGAGCCUGGCCCUGCAGGCGCAGAAGAAGCUGCUGGGCAAGAUGGCGUCCAAGGCCACGGUGGCCGUGUUCAUCGAUGACGCGAGCGGCGAGGUGCUGGACGAGCUGUACCGCGCCACCAAGGAGUUCACCCGCAGCCGCAAGGAGGCCCAGAGGAUGGUCAAGAACCUGGUCAAGGUGGCCGUGAAGCUGGGCGUCCUGCUCCGCGGCGGCCAGCUGGGCGGCGAGGAGCUGGCGCUGCUGCGGCGCUUCCGCCAGGGGGCGCGCCGCCUCGCCAUGACGGCCGUCAGCUUCCACCAGGUGGACUUCACCUUCGACCGGCGCGUGCUGGCCGCCGGCCUGCACGAGUGCCGGGACCUGCUGCACCAGGCCGUGGGCGCGCACCUGACCGCCAAGUCCCACGGCCGCAUCAACCACGUCUUCGGCCACUUGGCCGACUGCGACUUCCUGGCCGCGCUCUACGGCCCCACCGAGCCCUACCGCUCGCACCUGCGCCGGAUCUGCGAGGGCCUCACCCGGAUGCUGGACGAGGACAGCAUAUGACCUCCGGCCCGGGGGUUCCUGAGGGGGGAGGGGGGGUGGGGGUCGUUCUAGAACCUCUUUUCUCCCGCCCGAUUCUGGCCAAAUCCCCGGGACAGGCGCCCGUCCCCCCCCCCCCCCCCCCCCCCCCGCGAGAGGAUGCUGAUACGUUGGAGGCAGCGGUUUUAAGGACUCUGGUCGCCUCUCCUCCCGCACCGUCUCAACAGGAGAAGAGCUCAGCCUGCAGGGGCGCGGCCUCCCCACGCACCCCGAGGCUGCUGCCCACCCAGGCCUGCCUGACCUGACCCCCAGCACCCCUACACUCCCUCGAUGCUUCUGAAGGCUGGCACCUGCCACCUCGUCAUGUUAACGAUGUUGCCUGUUCCUUCCGACAGGGUCGUGGUGAACGGGAAGAAAGGGAGUGUCGUGGGGGUGAGCUGCAGCUCCCCAAGUUCUUUGGUUGAAGUUCUAGCCCCCAGAACCUCUGAACGCACCCUUGUUUGGAAAUAGGGUCCUCGCCGAUGGAAUCAGUUGAGGUCACGCUGGAGCGGGGGUGGGCCCCUGAUGCAGCAUGACUGGCGUCCUCGUAAGGGGACAUUCAGACAGAGAAGGCCGUGUGAAGGUGGGGGCAGACUCGGGAUGGCUGUCUCUACCAGCCAGGACUGCCAGCAGCCUCCAGAAGCUGGGAGAGCCGCCUGAACGGCCUUCGGAAGGAACCAGCCCAAGGGACACCUUGACUGCAGACUCCCGCCUCCGCCUCCAGGGCUAGGAGGGCACAGAUUCCCGCUCUUGCCCUGGGGGUCGAGCGCAGGGAGCCAGGGACAGCACUGGGGUGGGGGCUGUGGGCGAGGAUGCCUCCAUCUGGUUGGGAUCGCUGCCCUGACUCCCACGCGGGAGGGGACGGAGGGUGCCCCUUGCUCGGGGCUCAAGGGGAAAGCCAUCGGAGACGCGCGCCCGUUUAAAACUGGUUAUUUCACCUGUGCUUGGUGGCAGGUGUUUUCCCAAGACCUCCGAGAGCAAAGCUCAGCCAAUUUUGGCUUUGGCGACACCCCCGGAAGAUGCGCCACUCUCACCUCGGGGCACAGAUGGGCACGUGGGGUGUGGGAGUGAAUCUGUGACUUCUGUGUGUCGGAAGGGGACACGCGUUUUAACAGGCCGCAGAACGCUCUACAGGCCGGCCCCCUGACGCGCCGGGAAGGUUACUCUGGGCGCCCGCGCGGACGGGGAAAAUGAUGUCCCGUGACCGUUUUUUGCAGAGCCAGGUCUGUUGGGGAAGCCUUCACACGGGAGGCCUGCAGACCUUUUUGGGCCAGAAGAUGGGUUUGGUUGACUCCAUCCGUCGUUCGAGACGUUUGGCAUUAGUUAAAAACAAGGAAGUUACACGUACCAAUCUAGGUUUGGAGUUUUCUCGAAAACUUGGCCUGAGCCUGCACUGCCUGCUGGUGAGGCCGCAUGGGCGCGGCCCCCCUGGCCUGCCACAGUCCCCACCUGGCCCUUUCGCCCACCCCCCCCACCCUCCCCCCACCUCGGCCUGCUGCAACGGCCCACAAGACAUUACGGCCCCAGAUGCAGGGUGGCCUUUGUAUGGUUUUUCCCUGAAAAAGCCCAAGGUCUCUUGCCGAAGAGCCACUGCUCCCACCUCUGCCCCAGCCCUCGAAGGCAAACCUGUCCUCCCAUCUUCCGUCGGGAGACCGUUCGCAUUCAGGAAGGGACGCGCAUUCUGAGUACCCGAGAAGCCCCCCAUGAGCACCUUUGUCCUCGGCUUUGCACGCGGACUCCAUCAACCAACGUGCGUAACGCUCUGUGCUUGUGCCCUGCUGGGCUGUCCAACCUGCCUGGACUCUUUCCAUAAAUCUGAGAUUUAAUUUAGAAAAACCAAAGAGCACGACACGGCUCUCCAAAUAAAAGCACACAUCUUCGGUCGG